UUGCAUUUGUCAAAGUAAUACACGGAGCCAGGUUUUACAGUUCGUUCUCAAAGUGCUAUUUUGUUUUUAAUGUCACAAGUGUGAAUCAAUUUUUUUUCUAAAUAAUUACAAAGUGUUCCAAUUCAAUAGUAGAUUUAGCGUAUUUUACGCACAUAUUUCGGCGCACACAUUUUUAUGUAAUAAAGCGAGUUUAAACACCAACCUGUACAACUAUAGGUGGUAGCUUUCCCAACAACCGCGAUAGUUAUAUUUCAAUCAUCAUGUCUUCAAUGGAAAAAAUAAAGCAAAGACUUAUGCAUUUUUGUAUAGCAAUUACAUUCUUUACAUCGGGACUAAUUAUAAAUGCUAUUCAAUUAGUACUGCAUCUUACUCUAAAACCUUUUAACAAAUGGCUCUUCCGAAGAAUUAUGUACUAUUUAUGUUACUCUUUGUAUUCACAAUUGAUCUUUGUUGCUGAUUGGUAUUCGAAUAGCAAACUUCAUGUUUAUAUGGAUGCUGAAGAUGAGAAGACAUAUUGUGGCAACGAACAUGUUUUGCUUAUAAUGAAUCAUUCGUAUGAGAUAGAUUGGCUGGCUGGAUGGAUGUUCACAGAAAAGGUUCGUGUAUUGGGCAAUUGCAAAGCUUAUGCCAAAAAAGUGAUUGCUUAUGUACCCGUAAUCGGCUGGGCAUGGAAAUUUGCAGAGUUUGUCUUCCUCGAACGUUCUUUCGACAAAGAUAGGGAAAUUAUUGCUCGUCAAUUGAAGGAAGUGUAUGCAUAUCCAGAUCCCACUUGGCUCUUGUUAAAUGCUGAGGGUACACGUUUCACGGAGAAAAAACAUGAAGCUUCGGUGAAAUUUGCCCAGGAACGUGGCAUGACCGUGUUGAAACAUCAUUUAAUACCUCGAACAAAAGGUUUUACCGCUAGUUUGGAUAGUUUGCGUGGACGUUGCCCAGCUAUUUAUGAUAUUAACUUGGCUUUCAAAAAAGACGCUGUGAAUCCUCCGACCAUAUCCACACUUCUAAAUGGGAAACCUGUGGAAGGUUUCAUGUUUGUACGCCGCAUCCCAUUGGAACAAGUGCCUGCUGAUGAGGAAAAAGCUGCGGCUUGGCUGCAAAACCUUUUCAUUGAAAAAGACAGAAUUAUUGAUAGUUUCCACUCCACUGGUAGUUUCUUUAAAACAUCGGGAUUCAAAGAAACAGCCUGUAAAGUAUAUCCCAAGCGAUUAUGUUCCCUCAUUAACUUUUUGGCGUGGGCCGUAUUUUCAAUAUCUCUGAUUAUGUAUUACUUAACAUCUUCAUUAAUAUUGAAGAAUUGGAUUGGACUUUCAAUUGCUCUUUCCGUCCUAGUAACAUUUUAUAUAUUCAUGGUAAAAGCUAUUAAUAUGUCAAAAAUUAGCAAAGCAUCAAGUUAUGGAGCUGAUGUUAAAAAAUCAAACUAAUCAUUUUACUGCAUUAAAAUGACUACAUAUUCUUACCCUUAUUCGAUUGAUUUCAGUUGCCUUUCGAAUUUUAAUUAAUGUAGAUGCAUUAAUGAAGGACUUAUUUCUGUACAGAAAUGAUAGACAAAGAAGCACAAACAAACCUUUUUAAUGAAUAUAAUGUACACGUUAGAGAGAUUAUUACGUACAAUUAAAAAGAUAUUAUAAUCGUACAAUUUUCAUGCAGUUAUAUGAAAACAAAAUGCAUAUUUUAAGCCAAAAAUAUAAUUACUUCAACAAAAACUCCAAUUUUAAGUAAAUGCCUAAAAUUCGAAAUUCUUUUGAUUUACCGUAUAUAUGUAACAUCAAUUAUAUUUUUCAUAUUGGUGUGUUGAAGUAGAAAAUAUGUGUUUAGAGAAAUGAGCAAUUAUUAGCAAACCCUAAUUGUUUUUUACCAUAAUCAAUUGGUUGUUCUGAGAUCGUUUGGUUCAUUUUUAUUUUUGAUAUACUUAUUGUUAGCUAGUUGUAACUUUCAAAAUAAACUAAACUCUUAUCCCAGCGGGCCUAUAAAGUUUUCUUAACCAUUUUUGUGUAUAUAUUUUAACAAAGAAAAAAAUAAACAUUUGAACAUGUAUAUUGUAAAAUGUUGAAAUAUGCAUAUUGAUUUUUUUAUGAUAAAUGUUGUCUAUUUCUAAAAUAAACAUUUUUAUUUAUUAAAAAUAACAA
This is a messenger RNA of Musca domestica (house fly), 2123 nucleotides long. Its product is annotated as 1-acyl-sn-glycerol-3-phosphate acyltransferase delta. Gene Ontology annotation, cellular component: endomembrane system. The coding region runs from base 261 to 1418 and encodes 385 amino acids. The record is from RefSeq and is a predicted model, not a curated record. Gene Ontology annotation, molecular function: 1-acylglycerol-3-phosphate O-acyltransferase activity. NCBI's taxonomy places the organism in Eukaryota, Metazoa, Arthropoda, Insecta, Diptera, Muscidae. The transcript has 5 exons.